GGGGGGCGCCACACACGCAGGGCGGCACCGUGUCCCUUCUAGCAACACAUCCCGCUCCCUCUCUAUGGCCCCGCCGCCAUGUUGGCCGUGAGGGGAAGCGGAGGCCCGGACCCCGCUAAAAUGGAGGCGCGGAGCCCUCAGGGGGUGUAGGGGUUCCUUCCCCUCCCCGACCCCCGGCCCGGAGCCCAUGGAGCGGCUGUAGGGUCGGUGCUUGAGCAGCUCCUCACUGCCAGGAUGAGUUUCCCAAAUCCCACCCAACAUCCAGGAGCUGGGAAUUCCUGCAGGAUCACCCUCGGACAAGCCAAUCAGGUGAUUCCCAAAGUUCCCCUCCUGAGGAUUCUGCAGGCUGCGGGCGCCCAGGGCGACACCUUCACCCUCAAGGAGGUGAUGCAUUUCCUGGGUCAGUACAUCCUGAGCCGGCAGCUCUACGACAAGAGGCAGCAGCACCUGGUUCACUGCGGGGGAGACCAGCUGGGAGAGCUGCUGGGCCUGCAGAGCUUCUCCCUGCGGGAUCCCAGCCCCGUGUACGAGAUGCUGAAGAGGAACCUCAGCCCUGCUGCACUCCCAGAUGCUGCACAGACUCUCCCAAAGGAGCAGAGCGUCGCUAAGCCCAGCCCAGACCAGCCGCAGCACAGCCAGGAGGAAGGAUCUGACUCUGGGAUCCUGGAGGGUGACAGCAAAACCUCUGCUCCGGCUACCUCAGAGCCCAAAUGUGACACUUGUGAAGACAAAGACUUGAUAGAAAACCUCUCCAAAAGCAAAAAGCCCAAGCUGGAUCUGGUUUUUGAGGAAUGGGAUGUGGCCGGGCUGCCGUGGUGGUUUUUAGGGAAUCUCAGAAGCAAUUACAAAUCCAGGAGUAACGGAUCCACGGAUAUUCAGACUAACCAGGACAUCGACACUGCCGUAGUUUCAGACACCACGGAUGACCUGUGGUUCCUCAACGAGUGUCCCCUGGAGCAGGGCGGUGCUGGGCUCAAGGUGGAGGUGCUGGACUGUGAGGAGGUCCCAGAAGGUGACACCAAGGUGGCUGAGGACGUGUGCUUGGAUGAGCUGGAGGAUUCCCAGUGCCUGAGUGAUGACACGGAUACAGAGGCUGCUGCUGAGGAUUGCUGGCAAUGCUCCAAGUGCAGGAAAUUCAACUCUCCGGGGAAAAGGUACUGCUACCGCUGCUGGGCCCUGCGCAAGGACUGGUACCGGGACUGCCCCAAACUGCCCCAUUCCCUGUCCCUUUCCAACAUCAAUUCCAUGGAAAACCAGGAGCAGGAUAGAGGGGUGGACGUCCCAGACUGUAGGAGGACGAUUUCAGCCCCGGCUGGCCAAGCCAAGCACCUUUUCCUGGGAGAAAACAAACCCCGCGUGGAUCCCGGCAGCUCCAUCGAGUCCUUGGAUUUGGCGCGGGAUGGGAAAAACCGGGAUUUCACCAAGCUGAAAAAAGAGGAGGAGGUGGAAUCUUUGGAGAGCAUCAAAACCCUGCUGAGUCCCUGCUUCCUGUGCCAGCACAGGCCUCGGGAUGGGAAUAUUGUCCAUGGAAGGACUGCUCACCUGGUGGCCUGCUUCAGGUGUGCCAGGAUGCUGAAGAAGAAGAGAUCACCGUGCCCGGUGUGCAGGAAGGAGAUCAAGAUGGUCAUCAGGACCUUCAUGGGCUAGCAGGAUCUUCUGCUCCUAAAAUAACCCCCAAAAUAAGUUUUUUUUGCACAAAAACCCCCAAUUCCAGAGCUUGGUCUGCAGGAUCAGGAUGGUCAUCAGGACCUUCAUGGGCUAGCAGGAUCUUCUGCUCCUAAAAUAACCCCCAAAAUAAGGUUUUUUUGCACAAAAACCCCCAAUUCCAGAGCUUGGUCUGCAGGAUCAGAAUGGUCAUCAGGAUCUUUAUGGGGUAGCAGGGCCCUUUGCUCCUAAAAUAACCCCAAAAUGAGGAUUUUUUGCACUCAGAUUUCCAUUUCAGUGUGUGCAGGAAAGAGAUCAGGGUGAUCACCGGGAUCUUUAUGGGCUAGCAGGACCUUCUGCCCCUAAAAUAACCCCAAAAUGAGGAUUUUUGCACUCAAACCCAAUUUCCAGAGCUCAGCCAGUGAAACCAAAGAAAACCAAGAUUUAAAUCCCACCAAGAAUCCUCUGCAGGAUCCACUUUUCCAUGGAAAUCACCUUGAGAUCAAAACCCCAAAAUUUUGGAAAUUUUCCCAAUUCCCCAGUUUCAGCCUGAUUUUAUCCUUUGGGAUUCUUUCUCCUGACCCAGAGCAGAAGAUUUGGGAAAAAUCGUGACUUUUGGGAUGGUUUUUUUUUCCAUAAAUCCCAACUUGUGCAAUUCCUUUGGAGCUGAGGGAUAAAAAUAGAAAUAAAUAUUUAUGGUGGGAGGGCAGGGGAUUUGUUUUGAAGAGAAGAAAAAGAACUUUAUUCCUGAUUUUUUUUAUUGUUUAAGGUCGGCAGGUUGAAGAAUUCCUUGCUCCCAAAUGGGAAAUAAAUCCAAGUUUGUAAUCCACACCUCUCAGGUCACAAAUCAGACAGAAAAAAAUAAUAAUAAUGUUAUAUUUUGCUUUCUUU
Messenger RNA from Parus major (Great Tit), 2535 nucleotides. It is a transcript of the gene MDM4, whose product is annotated as MDM4 regulator of p53. The transcript has 11 exons. Gene Ontology annotation, biological process: protein ubiquitination; negative regulation of apoptotic process; regulation of cell cycle. Lineage: Eukaryota; Metazoa; Chordata; Aves; Passeriformes; Paridae. Gene Ontology annotation, molecular function: ubiquitin-protein transferase activity. The record is from RefSeq and is a predicted model, not a curated record. Gene Ontology annotation, cellular component: nucleus. Bases 235 to 1647 code for a protein of 470 amino acids.